Molecule: messenger RNA, 330 nt
Organism: Durusdinium trenchii
Lineage: Eukaryota; Dinophyceae; Suessiales; Symbiodiniaceae
Source: the annotation of a GenBank genome assembly
AUGCCUCGUCGUGGGCCAUCCUUCUUUCCGUUCCUUUUUUUGGGGGUGCUUGCCAUCUUCCUCGGUGUACACACACACACACAUGCCCCGAGGGCAAAGUCCACGGGGCGCUUUCGCGCGCGCUCGCACGCGGCCUGGUGGACUGAGCAGUCCAUACAAAAAAGCGUCCGAAUGGUGGUGGAUCGAGCAGACGAAAAAACGGUGGCCCUGAAGCUAUUUGGACAAUUUUGGAUCGAUGAGUCCUCAAUUUGUGGCCCUGAAAUCCAGUUUCAGCUUGAUGUUAGAUCUGCUCCACUGGUGACCUUUCCACAGAACCAAUUCAGGUGGUGA